AUGUGGGAUGACAAGGAGAAAGGUAUGAGGACAAAGACCCCUCCUGGUUCCCAUCCCGGCACGGAGAGGGUGCUAAAGGAAGCUGUUGAUAUUUAUCCAUCAGUUGGUGGACGAGUGAGUCGGGAGUUAAAUUACACACGGCAGAAGAUUGGAGAAGAGGCCAUGUUUAACCCCCAGCUCAUGAUCCAGACUCCACAGGAAGAUGGUGCUAAUGUACUAACAACAGAAGCACUCCGACAGCACCUUGACUCUGCGCUUCAAGCCAGCAGAGUACAUGUCUACAUGUAUAACAGACGGUGGAAAUUGGAACAUUUGUGUUACAAAUCAGGAGAACUCAUCACAGAAGCAGGUUACAUGGACCAGAUCAUAGAAUAUCUUUAUCCUUGCUUAAUUAUUACUCCUUUGGACUGCUUCUGGGAGGGAGCAAAGCUACAGUCAGGAACAGCCUAUCUAUUAGGGAAGCCUCCUUUGCAGUGGAUCAACUUUGACCCCUUAGAAUUCUUGGAAGAGUUAAAGAAAAUAAACUACCAAGUGGAGAGCUGGGAAGAAAUGCUGAAUAAAGCAGAGGUUGGUCAUGGUUAUAUGGAUCGACCCUGCCUGAAUCCUGCUGAUCCCGAUUGCCCAAUCACAGCUCCCAAUAAAAAUUCCACCAAACCUCUUGAUGUAGCCCUUGUUUUGAGUGGUGGAUGCUAUGGACUGUCAAGAAAAUACAUGCAUUGGCAGGAGGAAUUGAUUAUAGGUGGUACAGUCAAGAACGGUUCUGGUAAACUUGUCAGUGCCCAGGCUUUGCAAACCAUGUUUCAGUUAAUGACUCCUAAGCAAAUGUAUGAGCACUUCAAGGGUUAUGAAUAUGUUUCACAUAUCAACUGGAAUGAGGACAAGGCAGCAGCCAUUCUGGAAGCCUGGCAGAGGAUGUAUGUUGAGGUUGUUCAUCAAAGUGUUGCACAAAACUCUACUCAGAAGGUGCUUUCCUUUACUACGACCACCCUGGAUGACAUCCUAAAGUCAUUUUCUGAUGUCAGUGUUAUCAGAGUAGCUAGUGGCUACUUACUAAUGCUUGCCUAUGCCUGUUUAACAAUGCUGCGGUGGGACUGUGCCAAGUCUCAGGGUGCCGUGGGGCUGGCAGGAGUCUUGUUGGUUGCACUCUCAGUGGCUGCAGGAUUGGGCCUGUGUUCAUUGAUUGGAAUUUCCUUUAAUGCUGCCACAACUCAGGUUUUGCCUUUUCUUGCUCUUGGAGUUGGUGUAGACGAUGUUUUCCUUCUGGCACAUGCAUUUAGUGAAACAGGGCAGAAUAAGAGAAUCCCAUUUGAGGACAGAACAGGUGAAUGUUUGAAGCGAACAGGAGCAAGUGUAGCCCUUACAUCUAUCAGCAAUGUUACUGCUUUCUUUAUGGCUGCCUUAAUCCCUAUUCCUGCUUUACGAGCAUUUUCACUCCAAGUAAGUUUAUAUGCUAUUUUGUUAGCUCUUAUGCAUGGUCCCAUCAUGGAAGGCCAAUGA
This is a messenger RNA of Pterocles gutturalis (yellow-throated sandgrouse), 1497 nucleotides long. Its product is annotated as protein patched homolog 1-like. Gene Ontology annotation, cellular component: plasma membrane. The record is from RefSeq and is a predicted model, not a curated record. Bases 1 to 1497 code for a protein of 498 amino acids. The transcript has 11 exons. Gene Ontology annotation, molecular function: smoothened binding; hedgehog family protein binding; hedgehog receptor activity. Lineage: Eukaryota; Metazoa; Chordata; Aves; Pterocliformes; Pteroclidae. Gene Ontology annotation, biological process: smoothened signaling pathway.